Messenger RNA from Physella acuta, 519 nucleotides. RefSeq names its product protein dispatched homolog 3-like. Gene Ontology annotation, cellular component: membrane. NCBI's taxonomy places the organism in Eukaryota, Metazoa, Mollusca, Gastropoda, Physidae. The record is from RefSeq and is a predicted model, not a curated record. Gene Ontology annotation, molecular function: transmembrane transporter activity.
AUGGAAGCACUUCUCUUCCAUGACAUCUUCCAACAAGUCAUCUACGACCUCCUGCUGGCUGUCGGUUCCUUCCUCUUCAUCUUCAUCUUCAUGCUCAUCCAGACCAACUCCCUCUUCUUGACCUCGUUGUCCAUCGCCAGCAUACUGACCAGCUUCUUAGGCACUAAUCUGGUCUAUAGGAUUAUCCUGGAUUAUAAGUAUUUCGGAAUUUUCCACGUGUUAUCGAUAUUCAUUAUACUCGGUAUCGGUGCGGACAAUAUAUUUGUCUUCAACGAUACCUGGCGCGCUACGGGACACGAAGAACACGGGGACAUAGAGCAGAGGUUAAGCGCAUGCUACCGACGUGCAUCCAAGUCUAUGCUCAUCACAUCGCUGACAACGUUCGUGGCGUUCAUCUCCAACGCAUUCUCCCCCCUGCUUGCGGUCAACUCAUUCGGAAUUUUUUCAGCCGUGCUCGUGGUUUUCAACUUUUUUUCAGCCAUCAUCUUCUUCCCAACCUGCGUUAUAUUGCAUCACAAG